Myzus persicae (green peach aphid) is the source of this 632-nucleotide messenger RNA. Its product is annotated as eclosion hormone-like. The transcript is spliced from 2 exons. Bases 142 to 393 code for a protein of 83 amino acids. Lineage: Eukaryota; Metazoa; Arthropoda; Insecta; Hemiptera; Aphididae. Gene Ontology annotation, molecular function: ecdysis-triggering hormone activity. Gene Ontology annotation, biological process: ecdysis, chitin-based cuticle; neuropeptide signaling pathway. The record is from RefSeq and is a predicted model, not a curated record.
AUUAUCGCCGGUAUAAAACCAACGGGACCGUUGUCAUUUUCAUCAGUGUAUCGUCCCGCAACCGUCCAAAAGGUUUACGAUAAGGAAAAAAGAAGUUUCGACUACAGAGUAAAAAAAAACUUCAACUCGAAAACUUAAGCGAUGAACACUCCAUCCAAAAAAGUCGCUCUCCUUGCCGCCGCAUUGGUAUUGAUCGCGAUCGUAGGGUACUCGGCGGCGGACAUGGCGGACGUGGGCUUGUGCAUCAGGAACUGCGCUCAGUGCAAGAAGAUGUUGGGCGCCUACUUCGAGGGGCCGCUGUGCGCAGAUGCUUGUGUCAAGUUCAAGGGCAAGAUGAUACCGGACUGCGAGAACAUCGAUUCCGUGGCACCGUUCCUCAACAAGCUCGAGUGAUCUAUAAACUCCACGAAUUUGUCAGACCGACUAUACGAUUAUAAUAUUUUACUUACGAACAAAUUAUUUUAACAAACACUCUAUAACUGCAGGCUAACCUAACCGAGUUUGUAUAAAUUAUAGUUUGAUGAUUUUAUGUACUCGGUCAAAGUUAAAACAUAAUAAUCCAUAAUAUACGAUUGUACUAUAUUGUAAUCAAAUACGACAAUUAAUAAAAUAAACCGAUAUUACUAUUACGA